UCCAUAUUUCCUAAGCAGAGUUAAUUGAGAUACAUCUACAAUAUUAUAUUCACUUGUCGAAUUAAAAUCGUCUGUGUCUGAGCUUGACCCCCCAAUGCCUAUUGAGAGGAAGCUCCUGGAAGUAAAAUCUGUGACUUCACACUAGUCUAAUCAACAGCAGAAAGGAAUAUACGCCACUGAAAAUGGACUCCAUUAGAAGCUCACAAAUAACUGAAGCCAUACAACACAUAUCAGAGUCUGUGUUUGUGGGACUGUGUCGUAAAGUGGGGACCUCACAAUUGGUGGCCAUGAGGAGAGAUGCGCUGGACAUCGAGGAUAUGGUGGUAAAUCACUGUCACUAUUUCAGAAAGAUGGUGAGUCGAAGUAAGAGAGAAGGACUCAGACUUAAAGGAUCAGAUAUAGACAUUAUGUUGUGGCCAAAUAAUCACCGUGUGAUCUGGGACUUAUCUCAGUCUCAGUAUUACAACACACACAGACAAACACUGAUCCUCUGUGACUGUUCUGAUAGUCCACCAGGAUUCACUUUGUUAUAUUUACUCUCACCAAGCAUGUAUAGACAAAUCCAGAGAGCGUGUGUUAAAACGAAUAACAGAUAUUGUAUAUCUAGUUCUAAAUUCAGACAGAUCACUUUAUCUGAGUCGUCAUCACAACCUUAUAACAUCACUGAACAUGGACCCUGUGCCAGUGGAACAAUUGGAUCAAAAGAAUAUGAUCAUGCCUACUGUUUUGUCAGUGACCUUUGGCCUCCCUCUGCCUCCCUAUGGAUAGACAGAUGUCACUCAUGGCCCCAGCCUCAUGUUGUUGAUGAUAUAGUGAAAAAUGGAUGUCACUUUGUAGCAAUUGGACACAAGCUAGGAAAUCAUGAAGAUCAUGAAUGGAGAAUUUCUUUCUCCCUAGCAGAACAAAAACUUGUGAAUGUAAUGAAUCACUGUCAAUUCUUAACUUACAGCUUACUUAAAUUGAUCUUAACAGAAAUAAUUAACAAUGGAGCAGGUGAUGAUGAUAAAUUACUGUGUUCCUAUCACAUGAAGACGGCAGUUUUCUGGGUGAUUCAACAAAAUACAAUACCUCACUGGUGUCCACAAAAUUUCCUGGGGGGUUUCUGGGUCUGUUUUAAACUCAUCCUCAAAUGGGUGUAUGAGGGGGUCUGUCCAAAUUUUUUCAUUCCAGGCAACAACAUGUUUCUGAGUAAAAUUCAUGGCGUCAAACAAAAUCAGCUAUUUAUAAGACUGUUAGAGUUGUAUCAAAAGGGUUUAGCAUUCCUGCUACAUAGUCCCUCCAUUAGAUCUUGUAUUAUAUAUGUCCUCUAUAACCCCAGAAACUCCAUCUGUACAGAUAAUCAUACUCUGAUUUCUGAGGUUGAGUUUGAUGGAAAUCUAUUUGAGGAAAUACUAUCUCUUUACAUAAUACCAGGCAAAUUGGACAUACAAAGCUACAUUAGAUAUCUACAUAAAAUAGAACAGAUGAUAGGUUCACACCUCCUGACACAGUAUCAAAUCAUUACGCUACAGAACAUGACUGCUAGGGCCCUUCAGUACACUGCUUUUAUAUUACACAUGGAAACUUACACACCUGACAACAAACUGAGGUAUAGAGUUGACAAAAUGUCCUGUCACAUGCUGAAAUUAACAGCCAAGUUUGGUUGUAUUACUGACAUGAUAUACAUAGCCAUGUAUUAUUACAAGACACUUAGAUACAUGAAAGCUUUAUCUGUUAUAAAGAUGAUCAUGGUCAAGAUAGCACAGCCAUAUGUGUUUUAUUGGUCAAAUGUAGAUAGAGAGAGGUAUACUGAGGCUGUAGGGGGACAGUCCUGGUCUAAAAAGAUGAGACAGGCUGUAGCAGAGGAUAUCACACUUUACAAUGAAAUCCAUUACAUCAGUGAACUGAUACCUGAACAACAAUCUGCUCUACAGAACAACUGGCCUUCAUUAAGUGUACCACCCCUUAUCCUGUCAUCCAUGCUAGUGAUUUUGUGCUACAGACAUGUAGACACAAUGCGAGCACAAAGAGCUCUAGAUGAUCUACAGACCCUAGUUCUCCAUUUUCAGGGACAGCUUAUAUCAUACAGAGACAUAUCAUGGCAGAUUCUGGGGAUCUGUCAACAGGUGACAGGGAACCUCCAGGCUGCUCUAUACUCAUACCAACAAUCUCUCAGAGAAGAACCAAACAAUGGAAUACACAUAGCUACAGAAAUGAGAAUACAGAGUUUGCCAAUGGAUUUCCUUAAUUAAUUAAAUGUCAGAUGAUAUUUGUAGGAGUUCACCUGAUAGAGAUUUAUUAUUUACAUAUACUCUUCUGAUUUCAUAUUUUCUUUUCUGUCUGUUUUAUUACAUGUAUUAUAAAGCUAAUACUAGUAACAAGUCCAUAAUUAAAUAAAAGAGGCACUAUUGCUUAUCAUAAUUACAGUCAAACCUGUAUAAAGCAGUCACCUAUAGGAUCCUUAAAAAGGUGACCUUUAUAGAGAGGUGACCUUCAAGGUUCAUCUUAUUAAAGGAAUUUAUUUAUACAUCAAAUAUGCCAGUUUAUUUGUGUUUAUAUAUAAUGUAUUUCACUACAAAAUAUACAAGGAAGUUAGGUAUUGGACAUAAGUGAUCUCACUUUUAACAUGUUUAAUUUUUGUUUCUUCCGCAUGACUUCUGUGGAUGAAUUCAAACAAAAUUCAAUGAAUCCUAGAAAAUUAUAAAAUAUUUGUAUAUAGAAUCUUACAAGGUAAAAGCAUUAUCCCCCAUCAAAGCAACAAUUUUUCCUCUUGUGUAAGGAAUGAAUAUAUAAUGCAAUGAAGAAAAUCAAUCGAAUAUUUUUUUUAUCUAAACUUGAAUUGUAAAAUAAACUUUUGUACAUAUAUAUAUAUUUAAUGCAUGUAAUGGAUUUUUGUGUAAUUAAACAGACAGGUAACUGUCAGAUGUACUCAGUUGAUAUUGGUGUUAAUUAAAGACUAAACGGUAUUUAUUA
Saccostrea cuccullata (small rock oyster) is the source of this 2952-nucleotide messenger RNA. RefSeq lists its product as uncharacterized. Bases 183 to 2231 code for a protein of 682 amino acids. Lineage: Eukaryota; Metazoa; Mollusca; Bivalvia; Ostreida; Ostreidae. The record is from RefSeq and is a predicted model, not a curated record. Gene Ontology annotation, molecular function: protein binding. The transcript is spliced from 2 exons.